CAGCCUGUGGAGAAAGAGCCAUUGGCCGUGCACCAGCCAGACUGGGAGACACCAGACUCCAGCCAGCUACAAGGAGGCCCCGAAGAAGCAACUCUGGGCACCUCUGUGAAGUCCCCGGGCUAUGAGCAGUGAUGACUAAUGUGGUUUACUGACACCAGGUGAGGUUCUCUGCCUGCCAGAGGUGAGGGGUGGGGGUGGGGACAGGGAGUGGGAAGUGAGCCUAGCAUUGCUACAGGGUGUUCCUGCAUUGCUACAGGGUGUUCCUCUGACUCUCUGAGUUGGAUGUUGUUUCUCCGCCAGCAGUGUGGAGCCAAGAAGGCUAGAGCAGAAAAACUCCCUGGCCUCGGUCGAACGCCCGAGCACAGUCUUCGAUUGCGCCCCUAUCCUGGCCUCUCGGAGUCCAGGUAUGGCCGAACUGUGCCGCAUGGAUUCCACGCUGACUGCUCUGGAUGAGGAGAUGCUCUGGGAUAUGCUGGAGAGUCACCGAUGCAGGAUCGUGCAGAGCAUCUGUCCCAGCCGGCUCACCCCCUACCUGCGCCAGGCCAAGGUGCUGGGCCAGCUGGACGAGGAGGAGAUCCUCCACAGCUCCCGCUUCACCAACAGUGCCAUGAGAGUUGGGCACUUGCUGGAUCUGCUGAAGGCCCGAGGGAAGAAUGGAGCCAUCGCCUUCCUGGAAAGCCUGAAGUUCCACAACCCUGAUGUCUACACCCUGGUCACUGGGCUACAGUCUGACAUUGACUUCAGCACCUUCAGCGGUCUCAUGGAGACAUCCAAGCUGACCGAGUGUCUGGCCGGGGCCAUUAGCAGCCUGCAGGAGGAGCUGGCCCAGGAGAAGGCACAGAAGGAGGUUCUGCUCCGGAGAUGCCAGCAGCUGAAGGAACGCCUGGGCUUGGCUGAGGCCCACGCAGAGGGUCUGCGCCAGCUGGAGGUCGACCAUGGACGCAUGAAGCGUGAGGUCAGCACCCACUUCCACGAGGUCCUGAAGCUGAAGGACGAGAUGCUGAACCUGUCACUGCACUACAGCAACGCGCUUCGGGAGAAGGAGCUGGCCGCCACACGCUGCCACAGCCUGCAGGAGGAGCUCUACCUGGUGAAGCAGGAGCUCCAGCGGGCAAGCCUUGUAUCUUCGUGUGAAAGAGAAUCUCUAGAGAGGUCCCUGAAGAUGGCCAGCGACCUGGAGCCUGAAGGAGAGGAACUGAAUCGGCUUAAGGAAGAGAACGAGAAGCUCCGCUCGAUGACCUUCAGCCUGACAGGCUUUGAACUCAGGAUCCUCCUGUCUCAGUAUCCUGGCAUGAUAGACCUGCACCACCAGGUGGAGAAGGACAUUCUAGAACAGAGCCUGGAUGAGGCCCGGGAGAGCAAGCAAGAGCUGGUGGAUCGUAUCCACUCACUGCGGGAGAGAGCAGUGGCCGCGGAGAGGCAGCAGAAGCAGUACUGGGAGGAGAAGGAACAGACCCUACUCCAGUUCCGGAAGACCCAGGUGGACUGUGAACUCUACAAAGAGAAGAUGACCAUGCUUCAGGGCCAGGUGGCUGAGCUGCAGAAGGAACGUGACCAGGCGUACACAGCAAGGGACAGGGCCCAGAUGGAGAUUUCUCAGCGCCUGGUGGAGAAGGAUGCCCUUCGCAGGAGAGUGUUCGAGCUGACGGAGCAGGUCUGCGAGCUUCGUACCCAGCUGCGCCGGCUGCAGGCUGAGGCCCCAGGAGGACCCAAGCAGGAAGCUGGAAACAGGGAACUCUGCCUCCGGGGGAAGCAGCGGCUUGUGAGGAUGCAUGCUGUGUGCCCACCAGAUGACAGUGACUGCAGCUUCCUCAGCUCCACCGAGUCCCGGCUGUGGUGGGACCUGAAUUCCACAUCCAGCCGGGAGCAGACGGACAGCUUCCGCUCUAGCAGCCCCAUGCCUCCCAGCCAGCAGUCCCUCUACAAACGGGUGGCAGAGGAUUUUCUGGAAGACCCUGAGUCUCUAAGCCUCCCAGAAGUCCUCGAGGUGCGCCUUCAAGGGGCUACGCUGGACGACACAGACACAGACCUGGAGUUUGAGAUGUUAGACGGAGCCGACCUCUCUCAGACAGAGGACAGCCUGCAGGGGUCUUCCCGGAGCCUGAAUGUCUCAGAAAGCAGCGUCCCUGUGAGGCGGAGGCCAGCCCGCAAGAUCCUAAGCCAGGUCACAGUGCUGGCGUUCCAAGGGGACGCGUUGCUGGAGCAGAUCGGUGUCAUUGGCGGGAACCUCACAGGGAUCUUCAUUCACCGAGUCACCCCUGGCUCUGCAGCAGAUGAGAUGGCCCUGCGACCCGGUACCCAGAUCAUGAUGGUGGACUACAAACCUACCAAGCCAUCAUUAAGGGCCACUCUGGAGAAUACAACGCUGGAGCAGGCUGUGGGCCUUCUCCGGAGGGUGAAUGGUUCCUGCUACCUGUCUGUGAAGAUCAACACUGAAGGUUAUAAGAACCUCAUCCAGGACCUAGAUGCCAAAGUGGUAACGUCCGGGGAUUCGUUCUACAUCCGGGUCAACAUGGCCAUGCAGAGGAGAGGGGAGGGAGAGUUGCAUGCUCACUGCAAUGAUAUUCUGCAUGUCACCGACACCAUGUUCCAAGGCCGCAGUUGCUGGCAUGCCCAUCAUGUGAACCCCUACACCAUGAAAGACAUGGAGCCCGGCACCAUCCCUAACUAUUCACAGGCUCAGCAGCAGCUCCUGGCCCUCAUCCAGGACAUGACUCAACGGUGCACAGUCGCCCGCAAGGUCGGGCACCUUGUUCUCUUGGGACACAGAACACCUUUCACUCUGAGCACCCAUCUGUCCCUGAGCAAGCCUCCCGGAGGACCACAGAAGUUAGUGCGGAUUGUCAGCGUCGACAAAGCGGCCGUCAGUCCUCUGACUUCAUCCUUUGACCAAGGCCAGGAGGAUUCUGGCAAGGAGGAAGGUGGUCCCAGCGUGUGCUUCUGGCCAGAAAACUGCUUUACCCUGGCACCUUACACUCUGGUGCACCCCCAUAGGCCUGCGUGGCCCCGGCCUGUGCUGUUCGUGCCCAGAGUAAUUGGGAAGAUCCUGGGCAAAAAGCUGUGUCUCCUCCAAGGUUUUAAGCAGUGUUCAGCAGAGUACUUGAGCCAGGAGGAGUAUGUCACCUGGAGUCAGAGAGGGGACAUCAUCCAGGAGGGAGAGUCAAUAGGUGACCACCACUGUGUCACCCGGCAUGCCGUGCAGUCCCUCAUGAAUACGAGCACCCACGCCCUGCUGGAUGUCCGGCUGGACAGCGUCCGAGUCUUACACAGGAUGGACAUAUUUCCCAUCAUCAUCCACGUUUCUGUCAAUGAGAAGACGGCAAAGAAACUCAGGAAAGGCCUGCAUCGGCUUGGCAGCUCAGAGGAGCAGUUCCUGGAGGUGGCCCGGCAGGAAGAGGGGGAACUGGACAGAGUGCCCUGUCUGUACAGCAGCCUGGCCCCCGACAGCUGGAGUGAUCUGGACAGCCUGCUCAACUGUGUGCGUCUGGCCAUUGCGGAUGAGCAGAAGAAGGUGGUGUGGACAGAGGGCCCCUGCUGAAGCCCACACCUGGCCUGGGACUGUGGGGACCUCCAUGUGUCUCUUAAUGCCGUCAGCAAACAGCCCUACUUCCUUCUCUGGUCAGGGUCUGGCCUCAGGUGCUCACAGAAAUCAAGGCGAAAAUGAUGAAGCACCUUCCCACAGCACGGCCUGGGCUGAUGGAGGACCGGAGAAUAUUCGGCCAUGUGGGGGUGCUUCCUGAGACCUGCUCAGAGCCAGCACCCCAACCUCCUGUGGUAACAGGACCAGGUCGUGGGUCUGUCCCUCUUUUUAUGUUUCCGAUGUCAAGUGAACCCUGGAGGGUCACUGGAGCAAUCCUCCCCGCCCAGGGUGGGGCACUGACUGGAGCGCUGUGGGCGUGACUGACUCAGCUACCACAGACACCAGCAAAGGAAGCGGCUGUAGUGGACAGACUUGAGUGGCUCUUUGAUUCACCAGGUUGCUUUGGUCCAUAUCCUGGAGCCAAGUGACCAACCCUUUGUGAGCAAAGAACUCAUUCUUGAACUGACAUUAUCCCCUGGUCCUUCUCGGGAUGUAUCACGCCACACUUGGGUGAAGCCCCCACCCAGCCAUAAACUGAGUCAGUUGACAGACAGGGUGUUUGUGUCUCGGUGCCAGAGACCCAGUGUGUUCCUACGAUGUUCUGUGAACGAUUAUACUGUUGUAAAAAGGUUUUCCCAA
Rattus rattus (black rat) is the source of this 4219-nucleotide messenger RNA. It is a transcript of the gene Card14, whose product is annotated as caspase recruitment domain family member 14. The transcript has 23 exons. Gene Ontology annotation, molecular function: protein binding. Gene Ontology annotation, biological process: regulation of apoptotic process. Lineage: Eukaryota; Metazoa; Chordata; Mammalia; Rodentia; Muridae. The coding region runs from base 407 to 3538 and encodes 1043 amino acids. The record is from RefSeq and is a predicted model, not a curated record.